GUUUUGCAUCGCGCCGACGAUAAUGGCCUCGCCUGUGCUACGGUCGUCUGACCUUGUCGCCGCUGUGACCGCGUACCAAGAUGGUCUGCCCAAAGCUCUCAUGGAUGUCCAGCGCCUCGCCGACGCCGUCGAGCUCACGCCUUGUUUGAUGUCGUUCCUUGUUGACGCGACAGCGUACCUCGCCAACGUCCCGGCGCGGUUCGCAUCAUUGCCCUACCUUCAGCGGUACCCGCACCCAAGCACCAAGCUGCCGCACCACGCGCUCUUUGUGUCGCCGUGCAUGUACGACCGGGCGCUCGGUCUCCAUUGUCUCGUCGUCGAAGGCAACGUGGCGCUUGUCAUGCGCUGGCUGCGCUUCGAUCCCUCGCUGUGCACGUCGGCCACGCUCGAGCUGGCCGCGGCCGCGUCCCAAGGUCCGUUGUUGCGUCUGCUCUUCACGCAGUUUCCGACGCUGGCCACGCCCAAGAUGAUGGACCUCGUGGCCAUGUCGGGCGAUGGUCCACUGCUUACGUGGCUGCAUGAAGCGGGUGCUACGUGCACAGUAUUUGCAAUGGACGGCGCAGCGAUGAACGGUCACGAGGAGGUCGUUGAAUUUUUGCACUCGCACCGCACCGAGGGCGGCUCGAUCGUCGCGGCUACGGCGGCCGUCGUGCAUGGCCACGCGCGCAUCGUGCGGUACCUUCUCGCAGAGCGCACUGAAGGAAUCGAUAUGUCGCUCGACUUUGACGUGCCGCAUCGCCACCACUUGACGCAUCGCAUCAAAGGAACGACGCACCUCGAGGCCGUCGACGUCGCCACCGAGAGCGCUGGUCCGUUGACGAUCGCGGCGUUCGUUACCAUGGUGGACACAAUGGGCCUUGCUGCGCUGGAGCAUUUUCAAGCGCGCGGGUUCGUACAGCAGACACCGCAUGCGUUGCUGCAGCUGGCCGUCGCCAAGCAAGACCACGCAAUGCUGCGUCAUGUCCUUCAGUGUGUAUCGCAAGAGCAUGCGCGAGGCCCCAGCGACCACGACGAGUGGCUCCCGCCAGACGCACCGCUCCAAAUGCGCCGGAUUCGACAUGACGACCCCCGUCCUCGUUGGGGCGGUCGGUGGGUCGACUCGAAUGUGAUGGAACUCGCGGCGUUCAACGGUGAUAUGACCUCGCUGAAGCUCUUGCACGAGAGCCGGCUCCGCGUCGGGUCGGAUCGCGCCAUCGUCUACGCGGCGUACCGCGGGCAUCUUGGCGUGCUGGAUUGGCUGCACACGCACCGGCGGGAUGGCUGCGGCAAAGACGCCAUGGCGCUUGCCGCUGUUGCCGGGCAUUUGGACGUUGUGCGCUGGCUCCAUGAAGUCGUUGGUCGGUGCCGGACCCAAGCCGCACUCGCUACAGCAGCGUACGUGGGAGAUACCGCCAUGGUGACGUACCUACUGGAUGUUCCCACGAGCGAUGCCGACGACCCGGUCGACGAGCCUUCCCGGACCUCAGCGGCGCUGCCACGGGUUGACGGCCGCAGGAACGCGUCCGUGGGUUACGUCACGGGGCCGGCGGCGCACUGGGCGGCCAGUCAAGGCCACCUCGAGAUCCUUGAGCUCCUUGUCGCUCGCGGUCACACGGUGCCACCCCAAGCGAUCGACGACGCCGUGGCCAACGGUCAUAUUCACGUCGUGCGCCACCUCCGCGAACGCUACGGGUCCUCGUGCAAGCACCGCCCGAUCUUGGAUGCGGUUUGGAACUGCAGCAUCGACACCGUCACGUACGUGCUCGUGACUCGUUGCUGGUCACUUGACGCCUUUGCGUCCGCCCAUAACGACGACGCCGAUGGCAUUUACCUGCAUAUGCUGCUCGUGACAACUGCUCGAAGCGGCCGCGUCGACCUCUUGCAGUUGGUGUACGAUGCAUUCGCCGACGAUCUGCGCACGCGGCUGCCGGCGCGCGUGUCGGAGCGCAUGAUGAUCCGCGCGGCGUCACACGGGCAUCUCGACAUGCUUCGGCAUCUGCACGACGUCCUUAACGUUGGCUGGACGUCGGUCGUUGAGGAGGCUGCGCUGCGCCAUGGCCGCAAGAAGGUUCCGCCUUUCUUGCGAUCGCUCGGACCCGCGGUUGCAACCGUGUACGACGACGACGCAACCCAUUUGUGGCACGAAGACGCGGAUUUGAGGAUGACCAUGAUCCUGAUCGACGGGCACUGGCGUAUCAAGCCCCUGUAGUAGUCCAAAUGGGCUAGACGCGCCGCAUCAAACUAAAAAAAUAUCAACAUGUAUGUAUCAAUAUAUCGAAGUCG
This is a messenger RNA of Saprolegnia diclina VS20, 2262 nucleotides long. RefSeq lists its product as hypothetical. The coding region runs from base 23 to 2188 and encodes 721 amino acids. The transcript has a single exon. Gene Ontology annotation, molecular function: protein binding. NCBI's taxonomy places the organism in Eukaryota, Oomycota, Saprolegniomycetes, Saprolegniales, Saprolegniaceae. The record is from RefSeq and is a predicted model, not a curated record.